This is a messenger RNA of Linum tenue, 1559 nucleotides long. The record is from the annotation of a GenBank genome assembly. NCBI's taxonomy places the organism in Eukaryota, Viridiplantae, Streptophyta, Magnoliopsida, Malpighiales, Linaceae.
CCCCAUUUCUCCAUAAAUAGAUCCCUCCCGUAGCUCCAAACUCCACCACAAGCCAUCCAACCAAAUCACAAAGCAAACAGAAGAAGAAAAAGAGAUUCCAAAUUCCCUCAAUAGCCGUUCCACUCAAACAUCAACAGUUUUUUCCAUUUCGCUACAAAUGGCUCCUGAGAUCACACCAAUCGCCAACGGCACCCUGACCGCCGCCGCCACCACUCUGGCGAAGCAGCCCAGCAUAUCCAAGUGCGCCUAUGUCACCUUCCUCGCCGGAAACGGCGACUACGUGAAGGGCGUCGUCGGCCUCGCCAAGGGACUCCGCAAGGCCAAGAGCAAGUACCCUCUCGUCGUCGCCAUCCUCCCCGACGUCCCCAAGGACCACCGGCGGAUCCUCGUCUCCCAGGGCUGCAUCGUCCGGGAGAUCGAGCCCGUCUCCCCGCCGGACAACCAGACUGAGUUCGCCAUGGCGUACUACGUCAUCAAUUACUCCAAGCUCCGCAUCUGGAAGUUUGUGGAGUACAGCAAGAUGAUUUACCUGGACGGCGACAUCCAGGUGUUCGACAACAUCGACCACCUCUUCGACCUCCCCGACGGCCACUUCUACGCGGUGAUGGACUGUUUCUGCGAGAAGACGUGGGCCCGCACCCCGCAGUACAAGGUCGGGUACUGCCAGCAGAGGCCCGAUAAAGUCAAUUGGGCCGUCGACGAAAUGGGCCCGAAGCCCGCUCUCUACUUCAACGCCGGGAUGUUCGUCUACGAGCCCAGCCUGGCGAUCUACGACGAGCUGAUGAAGAAGCUGAAAAUCACGCCGCCGACUCCCUUCGCCGAGCAGGAUUUCCUCAACAUGUUCUUCAGGGACGUCUACCGGCCGAUUCCGAACGCGUACAAUCUCGUGCUCGCGAUGCUGUGGCGCCACCCGGAGAACGUCCAGCUGGAAAAGGUCAAAGUCGUCCACUACUGUGCCGCGGUAAGUGGUUAAAUUAAACAAGUUAUUGGGAUUGAUUGGCUCUGGUUUCGUACUAAUGUUGGUUGUGACAGGGAUCUAAGCCGUGGAGGUAUACAGGGGAGGAAGAGAACAUGGAGAGGGAGGACAUCAAAAUGCUGGUGAAGAAGUGGUGGGAGAUUUACGAGGACGAGUCGUUGGAUUACGGGAACUGGGUCGGGUCUGAGGCGGCGGCGGUGGUGGAUCCGGAGGCGGUGAAUGUGCAGCCGUUCCUGGCGGCUUUGUCGGAGGCUGGAGUUCUUCAUUACGUUACGGCGCCGUCGGCCGCGUAGGACCGGCGGGAUGAUUACGAGUAAAUUACUAGUGUGUUUUGUUCAAUUAAAUUGUUAAAAGGUUUGAGCUCCGUGGAAGGGACGAGAAGCUGUUGGUUUUUUCCCCGUUGAGGAUUUUCAGCAGUUGCAUAGUUUUAAGGUGUGCUUUUUCUUUUUUUGAGGGAGCGGGCCGAGGAGACUUGGAUUUGGGUGGAGGAGAUUUUAAACCUCUGCUAAUCUUAGAGGAUCCAUUUCUGUUUUUUGGAUUUUUGUUUUGUAUAACAAUACUACAAUUACUAUUAAUGAAAGAC